Molecule: messenger RNA, 723 nt
Organism: Toxorhynchites rutilus septentrionalis
Lineage: Eukaryota; Metazoa; Arthropoda; Insecta; Diptera; Culicidae
Product: tigger transposable element-derived protein 6-like
Exons: 2
Coding region: 4-531 (175 amino acids)
Molecular function (GO): nucleic acid binding
Source: RefSeq, a predicted model, not a curated record
CCUAUGGUUCAAGGAAUCAUCAAUGCUUUUAAGGUUAUCUAUAAAUCGAAUUUUCUGCGCCGUGUUCUGUUAGAAACUGACAGCGAUCGCCCAGUUACAGAAGUUAUCAAAUCAUUUAGCCUUUAUGAUGCUAUUCAACUAGCGACUGAUGCGUGGGCCACUGUAACUCCAGAAACGAUUGCUAACUGUUGGCGCAAUCUCUUAAGUCAAGAUCAAAACUAUAACUCGUUCAAGGAUUUCACAAUUUCUUCACCAACAAGUGACCCCCGCGUGUUGCUUUCUAAAGUAGUGCAACUCGUUGAUCCAAACUACGAACUGACCGAAGAAGAAGUUCAAGAGUGGCUAAGCAACUCAGACAACAUAGAUGUAGCGCAAAUAUAUACCGACGAGCAAUUGGCCAAGCCUCUGGUGGUGACUUUUUCGAGGCCGACCAUGAAGAGCAAGAUUGCGAUGCUAACGAAAGUGCUGAGGGUGAUCUUAGUACUUCGGUUAUAUGUACUCUUGGAGCAGUCAAUCCGAAAAACGCAAUGAUUAUAAGUAGGCUAUCAGCAUCAUGGAUGUACUCAAAAAUGUUCUUAUUGCUGUUGGUGAUGACCGUAAAUUAGUGGAAGCCGAAAAAUGAAAAAACGAAUAUGAAAAUGAAAUUAUUCGCCUUCUUGACGAAUAACAAUAGUGAAUUUUAAUUAAGUAUAUGGCAUGAUAACAAAAAUACAAAAUGAUUGA